Molecule: messenger RNA, 1155 nt
Organism: Struthio camelus australis
Lineage: Eukaryota; Metazoa; Chordata; Aves; Struthioniformes; Struthionidae
Source: RefSeq, a predicted model, not a curated record
UCGCUGCUUGGUCCCGCAAAGGACUAUGUCAUACCCUGCAAGCGUACCCCGAGGGCAGCACCUGCUGCAAACACCUUUCCCGGAUGGAAAUUUCUUCCCUUUGAUACCUAGUGGUCACUUGGAAAUCCUGCCAUGUACUUGCUAACAUACUGUUUUUAGUACAUGCAGCAGCUUCUCAGGCGUGGUGUGAUCUUCGGUCUGCAGAAGGUAGCUAUUGAAGUCAUAUGUGAAAAUGUUGGGAAAGACUGGAAAAGGCUGAUGCGAAGUCUUGGCUUUCCUGAAGUGAAAAUGGACAGAGUUGUGGCAGCCUAUCCAUUUAACUUGCUUGAACAAUUGAUUCAGUCACUUCGAGAAUGGCAGAAAUGGAAGGGAAAAGAUGCAAAGGUGGCUGACUUAAUAAAAGCUCUUCGGGAUUGUGGGCUGAAUCUGGUGGCGGACAGAGUCGAACAAAAACUCUUGCAAAUGAGCACUGAAACCAAGUGAAAUCAGUAUAAAAAUGCUUUCAUGUCACACCGAUAUGAAUGGAAAACGUAGAAGUGCCUUCUCUUCUUCUGAACAACAAUCAACAUCAUUGGUUCUAUUAGCUAUUCUGCCAUUAAUUUAUAAGCCUUAAAGUUACUAGGUUAAUUUGUUGUCAGAAGACUAACAUGAAAAAAAAAAAAAAGAAAUCAGGUAAUGCUUUGUAGUUUGAUGCUUUGAUUGUAGGCAUUUUAAGAGAAAUUAACUGUCAGAGUGGCUGGGCUCCAUUUUAUAGAAAUCCUUAUGCUUUUGUGCUACCUACCCCCAAACGUAGGAUUUCUUUUACUGCUGGCACUUUUGAAAUUUGUUCUCUGGAAUUACAUCCAUGGGAUCAUUUCUGAUGAUUCCAAAUUUCAUUGAACUCCUCCUUCUAUUUUUUUUUUUUUUUGUGGCAUAUUCGUAACUGUAGUGUGAAAGGAGGAGGGAGAUAGAGCUCGCAACUGUGUACUGGGGUUGUGGGGUUCUUUGUUUGUUCAGAGUAGCAUAAGAUAACGUCUUCUGUGAGUUGCUGAAUGCCUUUGCCCUCCUUAAAAGGACACCAAACAGAUUGUGACCCCAGGCCCUGAAGCUGCAGUGCAGGAGGGCUCGUAACUAUUGUGGUGGCUGUUUCUCAGCAGAAAGUGUGCCUGUUUUGAG